Messenger RNA from Oncorhynchus mykiss (rainbow trout), 890 nucleotides. RefSeq names its product ras-related protein Rab-38. NCBI's taxonomy places the organism in Eukaryota, Metazoa, Chordata, Actinopteri, Salmoniformes, Salmonidae. Gene Ontology annotation, molecular function: GTP binding; GTPase activity. The record is from RefSeq and is a predicted model, not a curated record. Gene Ontology annotation, biological process: endosome to lysosome transport; phagosome-lysosome fusion. Gene Ontology annotation, cellular component: Golgi apparatus; trans-Golgi network; phagocytic vesicle.
ACGCCUUAGGCCCGCCAGUCACAAGGUCCCGCUGUUACCCUCUUCUGCCCCACUUCUCUGGGCGUUCCUUCAGGAUCGCUGGAGCACACCGCUCCACAGUCUCUUCUCUACCGUCAUCACGGCGUAUUAAUGUCCUACCGUAGCGCUCCGCGGUCGCCAUGCAGAACAAUCACAAGGAGCACCUCUAUAAGAUCCUGGUAAUAGGGGACCUGGGGGUGGGCAAGACUAGCAUCAUCAAGCGCUAUGUCCACCAAAACUUCAGCCCAAACUACCGAGCCACAAUAGGAGUGGACUUCGCCCUGAAGGUCCUUAACUGGGACCAUGAAACCGUACGGCUACAGCUUUGGGACAUAGCAGGUCAGGAGCGGUUUGGGAACAUGACCCGGGUCUACUACCGUGAGGCCAUGGGGGCGUUCAUCGUGUUUGACAUGACGCGGCCGUCCUCCUUCGAGGCCGUCACCAACUGGAAGGAGGACCUGGACUCUAAACUCACGCUGGCCAAUGGGAAAAAUGUGGCCGCUGUGUUAUUGGCUAAUAAGUGUGACCAGGGGCAGGACGUGCUGACCAACAAUGGGAUCCAGAUGGAGAAAUUCUGUCAGGAGAACGGCUUUGUGGGAUGGUACGAGACCUCUGCCAAGGAGAAUAUUAAUAUAGAAGAAGCAGCUAACUGUCUGGUGAAGCACAUCAUCGCCAACGAGAACGAUUUUCUCCAAUCAGAAGUCCCUGACACCAUCUCCCCCCAAUUAAACUCUGGCAGGGGCAGGACCUGCUCCUCCUGUUUCAAAUCAUAGAAUACCUCCACCACUACACACUCCUCCACCAGGACCUCCACCACUACACACUCCUCCACCACUACACAUUCCUCCACCAGGACCUCCACCACUACACAC